Messenger RNA from Sinocyclocheilus grahami, 675 nucleotides. RefSeq lists its product as uncharacterized. Gene Ontology annotation, biological process: positive regulation of ERK1 and ERK2 cascade; T cell activation; interleukin-15-mediated signaling pathway. The transcript has 5 exons. The record is from RefSeq and is a predicted model, not a curated record. Gene Ontology annotation, cellular component: external side of plasma membrane; membrane raft. Gene Ontology annotation, molecular function: protein tyrosine kinase binding; MHC class II protein binding. The coding region runs from base 1 to 675 and encodes 224 amino acids. Lineage: Eukaryota; Metazoa; Chordata; Actinopteri; Cypriniformes; Cyprinidae.
AUGCUCUCAACAGAAGAUUAUGGAUAUUACAGCUGCAGACAAUAUGUGAAUGGAGAACAACAAGGACCUGAUGCUCAUGUUUAUCUGCAUGUUCUUCAUGUCUCUUCAUCCUCCUCCUCCUCCUCACAGACUGAGAUCAGUGCAGGCCGUUCUGUGACUCUCUUCUGUCAGUUGUAUUCAUUUGCUGGAGGCUCUUGUGUUGAUUGGAUCGGUUCUGAGAGAAUUCAGCUGUUCUGGGUGAAUCAGGCUGGUGUUAAACUGAUGAGAUCAGACUCCAGAUAUCAGAUAUUAUCCUCAUCACAUCACUGUAUCAUCACUCUGAAUACAACACUCCUGAAUGAAGAUCACAACAGAGAGUGGAGAUGCAAUGUUACUCAGAGAGAUCAAGUCAAGAGCUCAGUCACAUACACUGUCAAGAGUUCAGCUCAAGCUGAUUCAGCGACAGCAGUGACUCCAGUCCACAGCACACACUCUGAGGAUCCCUCGACUACAAACACACACGUAACUAAAGAUCCAGCAGAAACUGAAGUCUGUAGGACUGAUGGAUCAUUAUUCAGAGAGAAGUGCAGGAAAAUGGUGUCCACACUCCAUGUAUUAAAUGAAUGUGAUUCCAUUGGAUUUCACGAGAAGACGACAGUGUUCACAUAUGAACGGCUGUACAGAAGAGAAGAAUGA